Molecule: messenger RNA, 387 nt
Organism: Parastagonospora nodorum SN15
Lineage: Eukaryota; Fungi; Ascomycota; Dothideomycetes; Pleosporales; Phaeosphaeriaceae
Exons: 2
Coding region: 1-387 (128 amino acids)
Source: RefSeq, a predicted model, not a curated record
AUGCUCUUCAAAGUCCCCAUUUUCGCAUGUCUGGCUUCGCUCGCCGUUGCGGACUUCGACAUGUUCUGGUUCGCGGAGAACGUUCUCGAUGUCGGUGUGGGCGCAGAAAGGUACAGCAGCAUCAAGUUCCUCAACGAGCCGCCGAAUUGCAAAGACUUCGUCAACGGCGCGCAGAUGAAACCGGGGUUUGGUGGUGAUGUCAGCGACAGCAAACAUGGCGGCAUUGCCUGUGAUGGUUGCCCCGUCAACAAGGCCUGGAAGGAAUGGACCCCAAGCCGUGUUGAAGUCCACGAUUACAACAAACAAGUCUUCGCAAAUGGGGCGUGGCAUUUCAAGAAGACAAUGUUAUUGGCCAACGUAGCUUUCCUGCGAAAAGACAGGAGGUGA